GCGAGUUUUCCCUCCCCCCUCGCGGCGCCUGGCGCCGGCUCGCGGCGGCGGCGAGGUCGCCCGCUCCGGCCUGUGACGCGGUGACGCACAGGUACGUGAGGGGCUGGCGAGCCCGGCGGUCACGUGGGGCGGGCGCCGCCGCUGCUGCCAGGCGCCGCGGCUCCCGCGCGCUCGGACCCGCCGCUCCGCCGCCCUCCCCUCGCCGCCGCAUGCGGCUGGCGGCGCGGCCCGCUCUCCCUCGGCCCACGCACCGCCGCCGCUGCCUCCGCCGCCGCCCUUGAUGUGGUUCGGGACCGGGCGGGGGAGAAGAUGCCGCCGUCCAAGUCCCGCAAGAUCGCGAUCCUGGGCUACCGGAGCGUGGGAAAAUCUUCACUGACGAUUCAGUUUGUGGAAGGACAGUUUGUUGAUUCAUAUGAUCCAACCAUAGAGAACACUUUUACAAAACUGAUCACAGUAAAUGGCCAAGAAUAUCAUCUUCAGCUGGUUGACACUGCUGGCCAAGAUGAAUACUCCAUAUUUCCUCAGACGUACUCCAUAGACAUCAAUGGCUACAUUCUUGUUUAUUCAGUCACGUCAAUAAAAAGUUUUGAAGUGAUAAAAGUUAUCCAUGGCAAGUUAUUGGAUAUGGUGGGAAAAGUCCAAAUACCCAUUAUGCUGGUUGGAAAUAAAAAAGACCUGCAUAUGGAACGGGUGAUCAGCUAUGAAGAAGGGAAAGCUUUAGCAGAAUCCUGGAAUGCAGCUUUCUUGGAAUCUUCUGCUAAAGAAAAUCAGACUGCCGUUGAUGUUUUUAAGAGGAUAAUUUUGGAGGCAGAAAAAAUCGAUGGGGCAGCUUCACAAGGGAAGUCUUCAUGCUCAGUAAUGUAAUUCCACUGCAAAACCUGAAAACACUGGGAAUACAUUCUACCUGAAGAAGCAAAACUGCCCAUUAUCUUUAAGGAUAAACUAUGCUUCUUUUUUUUUAUUUUUUUUUUUUUCCUUCUGUUAACCUGAAAGAUAAACAGUUGGUUUGGAGCCUUUCCCUUCAGAUUAUGUUAAACUCUGACUCCUGUGCAAAUGGCUUCACUUCCAUUUUCAAAUUUUAAGCAAUCAUAUUUUCAAUUUAUAUAUUGUAUUUCUUAAUAUUAUGACCAAGAAUUUUACUGGCAUUAAUUUUUCAGUGUAGUUUGUUGGUUAGAAUAAUCAUCAAAAUGAUGCAUAUUGUUACACUACUAUUAACUAGGCUUGGAUAUCAGUGUUUCUUUGUGUUAAAUGUAUACUUGUAAAUAAAAUAGCUGCAAACCUUAAA
Chroicocephalus ridibundus (black-headed gull) is the source of this 1285-nucleotide messenger RNA. It is a transcript of the gene RHEB, whose product is annotated as Ras homolog, mTORC1 binding. The coding region runs from base 310 to 864 and encodes 184 amino acids. NCBI's taxonomy places the organism in Eukaryota, Metazoa, Chordata, Aves, Charadriiformes, Laridae. Gene Ontology annotation, biological process: small GTPase-mediated signal transduction. The transcript is spliced from 8 exons. The record is from RefSeq and is a predicted model, not a curated record. Gene Ontology annotation, molecular function: GDP binding; GTP binding; GTPase activity. Gene Ontology annotation, cellular component: plasma membrane.